AUGACGUCCCUUCAAAUAAAUCUCAUUGAGCCACCAAACACACCUACAUAUACCUCGUAUCUACCUCCUCUGAAAUACGAGAAACUCCCAACACCUUCGUCUAUUCGUCUUCUGAAAAUAGACCGUCUCCAUAGUAUCAAAGAUAACUUGGACUUAUUCCGACCUAUUACUUGUUCACUGGUGGUCAAAGAUCUCAACGACCGACCCAAGUACGAUGCAUUGUCGUAUACUUGGGGUGAUCCGCUGGGUCGUGAGUCGAGCAGCUCAGACUCAACAGCCCCAGGUGGCUGGGCAACUACGCCUUUCGGUAUGGCUUGUAACGGCCAGAGAGUUAAAGUCACAACAAAUCUACACACUGCUCUGAUCGCCAUACGCUAUCAUCUGUCCAAGCCGCAAACGCCUAUCUCACAAUUGCCGUUCUUCAGGAUGUCGGAAUACAUCUGGGUUGAUCAAAUUUGCAUCAAUCAGGCCGAUAUUUCCGAAAAGAGCUCCCAAGUCCAGCUCAUGGGCCGAAUAUAUCGCGAAUGCGUUCUGGUUCAUAUAUGGCUCGGGGGUUAUCAGAAAGACACCAGGGAUCUGCAGUAUGUCCGGCAAUCCCUUGAGCCACUCAACUGGAAGCCACAUAAAUGUGACAAAUACAAGGCCCUUGACAUGGUGGAUCGCCAGACCUGGAGAGUGUUAGGCAUCCGUCGAAUCACUCGAAAAAGAGCUCGUGGAAUGAUUAAUUUUUUCAAUCGAGCCUGGUUUAAGAGGUCAUGGAUCCUACAGGAAGAAGUCCUUGCUCCUAUGUCAAAUGCACUCUUUGGAUUGACGUUGAUGCCUUUUCAUCAAGACUUAAUAGGCUUCAUGGCCUUCCUCAAAAAUACUGGUUGGUUCGAGAAACUUUUUUUCCAAAUGCAGCACAAGUAUCUUCAAUCCACGGUUAUUUCUGAGUUUUUCAGCAACAUAGAAAGGGUCGCCUAUUCCCUAGGCAUCAGAAACUAUUUUAUACAGGAUCAUUACUACGGUGGUUCUCUUCCCCUGGGCACCAUUACUAGAAUGUUCCGCGCAUCUGAAGCUACAGACCCCAGAGACAAGGUUUACGCCUUUCUUGGCCUCAUCGAAAAUGAAGCAACCCAAAAGGCUGCCCAGAUUGUCCCAGAUUAUUCACGAAGCAUUGAGAGUGUCUAA
Molecule: messenger RNA, 1170 nt
Organism: Fusarium subglutinans
Lineage: Eukaryota; Fungi; Ascomycota; Sordariomycetes; Hypocreales; Nectriaceae
Product: het-domain protein
Exons: 1
Coding region: 1-1170 (389 amino acids)
Source: RefSeq, a predicted model, not a curated record